AUGGCUGGCUCCGACGCAAGCUACAAGAAACUCAAAGAAGACUUUGUAUCCAAUCUUUCAGGUGGUCCGGCCGGCGAGGUCAACUACGUAAUUGGUGUUGCGCCCGUAUGUUCUUUGUACCCUCUCGCGUGGCGCGCCUCUUAUAUCGGCUCCAAGCUCCUCGGACGCAAUGGAUCCAUGUUUGGUGGUAAGAACAAGAGGCGGUCCGAGCACCCGAGCGAGGAUAAAUCGAGGAAGUACCCGCCCGUCAGCAUGCCCAACAACAUGCCUGGCAAUGGUGAACCCCGAGCCUCGAUAGAUUCGAGAGCGUCGCGCCGGUCCUUCUCCUUGGGGUUCGGCAAGAAGCGCAGCGGUAGCAUCAGCGGUUCUCAUACAUCCCUGGAGAAGCCUCAGAACCCUAGACGAUUCUCGCUGCUUCCGCAAUCUUUUUCUAGGGCCAUGGGCAUCAACAAGGACUCUGGAAGCCCCCCGCCCGACUCUCAGAUGUCUCAACAAGACCUUCCCAUCCAGGACCCUGCUGAGAUGGACGACCAAAGAAGAUACGGCGAUCGGCCAGUGCAGUCUCGUGGCCACGCCGGUUACUUUGAUGGCGCCGAGCCAAUGCCAUUCCUCCGCACAUGCAGCAGCAGCAGCAGCAACAGCAAGGAUCCGUGCUCAACACGGGCUCCGACUCUUCUUUAG
Verticillium alfalfae VaMs.102 is the source of this 681-nucleotide messenger RNA. RefSeq lists its product with no specific name. The record is from RefSeq and is a predicted model, not a curated record. NCBI's taxonomy places the organism in Eukaryota, Fungi, Ascomycota, Sordariomycetes, Glomerellales, Plectosphaerellaceae. The transcript has 3 exons. The coding region runs from base 1 to 681 and encodes 226 amino acids.